Molecule: messenger RNA, 810 nt
Organism: Balaenoptera musculus (blue whale)
Lineage: Eukaryota; Metazoa; Chordata; Mammalia; Artiodactyla; Balaenopteridae
Product: mitochondrial import inner membrane translocase subunit Tim29-like
Biological process (GO): protein insertion into mitochondrial inner membrane
Cellular component (GO): TIM22 mitochondrial import inner membrane insertion complex
Source: RefSeq, a predicted model, not a curated record
AUGGUGAAAAACAAGGAGAACCUGCCCAAAACGGUAUUUACCAGCACAGACCACCAAGAGACUCCCCCGGCCCUCUGCUUCGCAUACCUGGCCAAGCUGAAGAGAAGGGCGGUGGCCGCUCCGGAGGGAUUCUGGUCCCGAAGCCGCGGAAGGGAGGGCGACGCUGCGUCGGCAAAGCCCGGCGAGUGGGCGCGGUCGGGCGCCGGGGACCUCGCUCCGCUCCGGGACUCCUCCGAGGCCUGCGGGGACGGGGCGGCCUGCUGCGCCCUGGCCUGGAGCGAUCUCUCUCUCGAAGCGUCGGGGACCCUCCUGCCGCUGGAGGCCGCCACGCGCAGCGACUCGGAAGCGUCCGUGCAGCAGCCGCUCUGGCUGCCGGGUCGCGGCCACCGGCGCCCCGUGAGCCCGGGCCUCUGCUCGCUGGUGUAUGAGACGCCCUUCGACGCCCAGGCCAGCCCUUACCAGGCCCGCUGCCGCUACCUGCAGCCCCGCUGGGCCGACUUCCUGGACUGGAUCCCGGAUGUGGGCUUCGUGGGCCGCUGGUGGCUGCCGGGGUCCCGGAUGCGCGACUGCGACCUCAAGGCCCAGGAGUUCCUGCACCUGCCGGCACAUCUGCGCGCCGUCGGGCCCCACCAGCUGUACCCGGAGGCCAACGAGCGGCUCUUCGACGAGGAGAAGCCCAGACCUGUGGUGCUCACCGCCGAUCACGUGGACCAGGCGCUGUGGGAGGCGCAGGUCUUGCAGCAGGAGAAGAAAGACCAGGUCGCCCUGAGCCAGGCUGACCCGCUGGUGCCAUCGGAGGUCGCGAGAUGA